GCAAGUGACCCCGGGGUUGAAGUCCCACCGCCCAAGUUUAAGUUUAGAAAACGCAACCGUGUGACACCAUUUUGACAUUAAUAAAUUUGAAACAAGAAAUUAAAAAAMUGGAAAAAAAAACGCUAGAAACARCUUUUCUCCUUAUUUUUUUUUACGUAACUCGGAGAAAUGAAACACGUCUGGCACAGUCAGAGUGAAUGUUUCUGUGGAAAAAGGAUACUUCCCGUGGUGAGGGGACAGGAGGUCACCAUUCGUAAAAUGGACAGGGACAACAUGGAUGGCCAGAUGCGUUCAUUGCCCAAAGAAGGAAGAGAGUUUGAUGCCAGAGAGCCAAACAGAGCUGUCAGAGUUCCUCCGUUUCAGGGUGUAAGAAGAGGAGGAGGAGGAGGAGGAGGAGGAGGAGGAGGAGGAGGAGGGGAUGAAGAAAAAGAGGAGGACAAGGACGAGGAGGAGGACACAGAUGAAGAUGAAGAACAGGAGGAGGAGGAGGACAACGGCAGCGAUGGACGAACCCGACGAGGAGGAGGAGGAGGAGGGGGAGCCAGAGGACAGGAGUACAAAGACGAUGAGGAGGAGGAGGAGGACAACGACGACCAAGAAUAUGAAGACAUGGAGGCGGAGGAGGAGGAAGAAGAAGAAGAGGAGGACAAGGACGACAAGGAGGAGAAGGACGGCGAGGAAGAAGAAGAAGAGGAGGAGGACGAGGGGGAGGAGGAGGAGGAGGACGGCGGGGAUGGACGACGCCGACGAGGAGGAGGUGGAGGACUAGGAGGAAGAAGACGAGGAGAAGGAGGAGGAGGAGGGGGGGGAGGAGCAAGUGGACAGAAAGGAGGAGGAGGAGGCGAAAGAGAUGGAGGGAAAGCAGGAAGAGGAGGAUGAGGAAGAGGAGGGAAAGGAGGAGGAGGAGGAGGAGAGAUGAGAGAGACAUGGAGGAGGAGGAGGGUACACACCUGCACGGGGGUUGGAGGACACGUCGGGUGGUGGCGCAAUGGCGAUGUGGCAACGUCUGACUCCCACGACGUGCCCAAGUCGC
Messenger RNA from Chara braunii, 1033 nucleotides. Lineage: Eukaryota; Viridiplantae; Streptophyta; Charophyceae; Charales; Characeae. The record is from the annotation of a GenBank genome assembly.